CUAUUAUUACAAGUUUUACGAUGGCGGAUGAGUUAACGCAAGAGCAAAUUGAUGAUUUCAAAGAAGCUUUUACUUUGUUUGACAAAAAUGGUGAUGGACAAAUUAGCCUUUCAGAAUUAGGUUCGGUUAUGCGCGCUUUAGGACAGAAUCCCACUGAUAAAGAGUUGGAAGAUAUGAUUUCUUCAGCCGAUCUUGAUGGCAAUAAAACAAUUGACUUCAAUGAAUUUCUUCAGACGAUGGCGAAAAAAAUGAAGAAUUAUGAGGAAGCUGAUGAGCUUCAAGAGGCUUUUAACUGUUUUGAUACGAGGCGUUGUGGCUAUAUAAAUGCUCAAGAUCUUAUGCAAGUCAUGAGCAGAUUAGGCGAAAAAUUAUCAAAAGAAGAAGUGGAUGAGAUGAUAAAAGAAGCUGAUCUAAACGGCGAUGGAAAAGUAGACUUUAAGGAAUUUUGUGAAAUUAUGAAAAAGAAAAAUAGCACUUCUAAAGAUUAA
Zophobas morio is the source of this 488-nucleotide messenger RNA. Its product is annotated as calmodulin-alpha-like. Gene Ontology annotation, molecular function: calcium ion binding. Gene Ontology annotation, cellular component: myosin II complex. The transcript is spliced from 3 exons. Bases 21 to 488 code for a protein of 155 amino acids. Lineage: Eukaryota; Metazoa; Arthropoda; Insecta; Coleoptera; Tenebrionidae. The record is from RefSeq and is a predicted model, not a curated record.